Messenger RNA from Hibiscus syriacus, 714 nucleotides. RefSeq names its product photosystem I reaction center subunit XI, chloroplastic-like. Gene Ontology annotation, biological process: photosynthesis. The transcript has 2 exons. NCBI's taxonomy places the organism in Eukaryota, Viridiplantae, Streptophyta, Magnoliopsida, Malvales, Malvaceae. The coding region runs from base 1 to 651 and encodes 216 amino acids. Gene Ontology annotation, cellular component: photosystem I; chloroplast thylakoid membrane; photosystem I reaction center. The record is from RefSeq and is a predicted model, not a curated record.
AUGGCAGCUGCUUCCCCCAUGGCCAGUCUAAAGUCAAGCUUCACUUCUCCAACUCCACGGGCCUUGCUCUCUCCCAAGGGUCUCUCCUCUUCGCUUAGAAUCUUGCCUUCUAGUUCCAGGAGGCAAUCUUCCUUCGCCAUCCAAGCCGUCCAAUCCGAAAAGCCAACUUACCAAGUGAUACAUCCCAUCAAUGGAGAUCCAUUCAUUGGAAGCUUAGAAACCCGUAUAACAUCAAGCCCCUUGAUAGCUUGGUACUUGUCCAAUCUUCCGGCAUAUAGUACAGCGGUGAGCCCGCUUCUUAGAGGUGUUGAGGUAGGGCUGGCUCAUGGAUUUCUCCUGGUGGGACCGUUUGUGAAAGCAGGGCCCUUGAGGAACACACCGGUGGCUGGUCGAGCAGGGAGUCUGGCAGCUGCAGGCCUUGUUAUAUUGAGCAUUUGCCUCACCAUGUAUGGGGUCGCUUUGUUUAAGGAAGGAGAGCCGUCGACCACACCUUCUUUGACGUUGACCGGGCGGAAGAAGGAGCCGGAUCAGCUGCAAACCGCUGAUGGAUGGGCUAAGUUCACCGGUGGAUUUUUCUUUGGUGGCAUUUCGGGUGUCACUUGGGCUUACUUCCUCCUUUAUGUCUUGAACCUUCCUUACUGCUUCAAGUAGAGUUUUCUAUUUAACACCUCUAGUUACCUUUCUCAUAUGUAAACACAAAUGAAAAUUCAUGUG